This is a messenger RNA of Ostrinia furnacalis (Asian corn borer), 549 nucleotides long. RefSeq lists its product as uncharacterized. The transcript has a single exon. The record is from RefSeq and is a predicted model, not a curated record. NCBI's taxonomy places the organism in Eukaryota, Metazoa, Arthropoda, Insecta, Lepidoptera, Crambidae. Bases 61 to 534 code for a protein of 157 amino acids.
GUUUUUGACUCUCGGACAGAGUGUACGCGCUUGUUGGUUGCUAAUAAAAAUUAUUGAAAAAUGCCGAAAAAACUAAAAGUUGUCGUCAAAUCGCUGUAUUCGCACGAAAUACGGAAAGAUGUGAGCUUGGAAGACCUGAAGUCAUUGAGGCUCGAAGACGCUUGGCCAUUCAUCAGAGACGAAAUCGAAAUAGAAAUUGGUAGCAGUCAGUUUGUGUGUAUUCCUCAUAUUACUGAGGCUGAUUUGUAUAAAGUUACGUCUCUUUUCGUACCAAAUGAGAAGGAAACUAACGGGAAAAUGUUCACGCCAUUGGGUGAGCUUAUCAAGAAUGUUAACAAGGAGAAAUCGAAUGCGGAGUACGUGAAUUGGUUGGAAGACGGCGAUUUCUGCGAUAAUGACUUCAAGUUUCCCCAUGAAAGCGUAAAGGUUAGUGAAUUGUUUUUUUUAACACUUCAAACGCUCAGCCGUACGCCAGAAAACCUAAAUUUCGUUCGCCGGUCUGAUAUUGCUCCAUUGACCUUGACAUGUCCCUAAGCCCUACGAAAUGGU